Messenger RNA from Wasmannia auropunctata (little fire ant), 1180 nucleotides. It is a transcript of the gene Vha26, whose product is annotated as V-type proton ATPase subunit E. The coding region runs from base 175 to 855 and encodes 226 amino acids. Gene Ontology annotation, cellular component: proton-transporting two-sector ATPase complex, catalytic domain. Lineage: Eukaryota; Metazoa; Arthropoda; Insecta; Hymenoptera; Formicidae. Gene Ontology annotation, molecular function: proton-transporting ATPase activity, rotational mechanism. Gene Ontology annotation, biological process: proton transmembrane transport. The transcript has 5 exons. The record is from RefSeq and is a predicted model, not a curated record.
CACCUCGAGUCACACUUCGGGUCAUAUGACUGACGUUACGUUGGGCGCCGAGCAUCAGACGUGCUGUCGUAGGCGUUGACUCGACGACUCCUCCACACCGCGUCUCCGUGAUCCCGAGCCCUCGCGAGCCCUCCGAGUAUCCGUGUUUGGCAAGAGAAUUGACCGGACGACACCAUGGCUCUCAGCGACGCGGACGUUCAGAAGCAGAUCAAGCAUAUGAUGGCCUUCAUAGAACAAGAGGCCAAUGAGAAGGCAGAGGAAAUAGAUGCCAAGGCGGAGGAAGAAUUCAAUAUUGAGAAGGGACGUCUAGUGCAGCAGCAGCGUCUCAAGAUCAUGGAGUAUUAUGAGAAGAAGGAAAAGCAAGUUGAACUGCAAAAGAAGAUACAAUCUUCAAACAUGCUGAAUCAAGCACGAUUGAAGGCUCUGAAAGUGCGCGAAGAUCAUGUACGCAACGUCCUUGAUGAGGCUAGAAAGAGAUUAGGUGAAGUAGCUCAUAAUCCCACGCAAUACAGAGAAAUUCUCCAGCUGUUGAUCAUCCAGGGGCUUUAUCAACUAACAGAGACAAACAUUACUCUUCGUGUUCGUCAAGUCGAUGUACCUCUCGUAGAGUCCCUCAUCGACAGCGUUCAGCAGCAAUAUAAGCAGAAAACCAAGAAAGACGUCACCCUGAAGAUCGAUACCGAUAAUUUCUUACCCUCAGAAAGUUGUGGAGGUGUGGAAUUAUUAGCAUCCAAAGGGCGCAUAAAGAUUAGCAAUACUUUGGAGACCAGAUUAGAGCUGAUAGCGCAACAAUUGAUACCCGAGAUCCGUUCCGCUCUGUUCGGGAAAAAUUUAAAUCGCAAGUUUAACGAUUAAGCUAGUUUCCUUCGACAAUUGAUAUUGAUUGACUCUCCAAAACAUUCCUUUUAACAGCAAAUUACUAUCGCAUUAAUCAUGUAUUAUAUAGAAUAAAAUUAGCAUACGACACGCCUUUUGUCGAGACUCAUGCCUAAUAUUUUCAAUGAAAGUAUAUUCUGAAUGAAUUGCCGUGCAAUAUUUAUCGUUGAAAGAGUCGCGAGCGAACUGUACAUUAUACUCUUCAGUCUUCACACACAAAAAACAAAAAAGGUCCUUUAUUAUUCUAUCCCCUUCUGACAGACGAUAAAAUGGACGUAAAAGUGAUUAAUUAUUUCACGAUAUA